AUGUCCCUCGGGGGGACCACAGGCGACAACACGCGCCUGCUUCGGAAGGCUCCAGAGGAGGAGGAGGAGGAGGAGGAGGAGGAGGAGGAGGAGGAGGAGGAGGAGGAGGAGGAGGAGGAGGAGGAGGAGGAGGAGGAGGAGGAGGCGAUGCAGGCGGAGGGCGUGCGGGAGGUGGCCGUGGCAACUGGCCUGGAGGUGCUGUACCAGGAGACCCCCAACUACCGCGGAGCGGCGGCCGAGGCUGACCGCAUGAUCGAGCCAAAGGAGACGGCUAGGCAUGCCUGGCGAGUGCCAGACCUGGGCGUAGAGCCUAUUGCUAGUGCUGCAGAGGAGGCGGUUACUGAGGGGGGCUCGUGCCUCGCACACGUCUCACUCGCGCCUCUCGCCUUUCUUCUGACCACAGCCGCGUCACCUGCAGGAAAGGCCGCAGCAGCAGCAGGGGCAGUAGCAUCGCCAGCAGCACGGAAAGCACGGAAGGCAGGGCAAGCGGGGAAAGAAGGGGAGGAGGGGAAAGGAGGGGAAGCGGGGGAAGGAGGGGAGGCAGGGAAGGCAGGGAAAGCGGGGAAAGAAGGGGAAGCAGAGGAGACGGUAAAGGAAGAAGAGGCCGACGAGGCUGUAGAGAGAGAGGACGAGGGGGACGCGGACGAAGAUCAGGGGGGUUCCGGCGAGGAAUCCCCUUCAGGAAGGGAGCAGCAACGGCGGGGCGGGCGCAGAGCACGCGGAGCAGGCAGGGGGGAAGCGGGAGGCGCAAGCAGGGGCGCAGGGGGGCGCGGACGGGGUCGGGGGGCGCGGGGGAGAGGGGGGAAGGCUGGCGCCGGCCUUGUAUCCCCUGACCGCCCCAUGUCCCCAGGGGGAGCGGCAGGCGCGGGGAAGGGAAGAGGCCCCAGGAAGCGGUCCCCUGCUCCCCCUAUCGAUGCUGAUGGGGAGGCAGGCGGAGCGGGAAAAGGGGGAAGGGGCGGGGGAGGUGCUGGGGGCGGGGGGGCGGCGGGAGGGGCGGGGAGAGGUGGGGAGGAGCUGCAGGAGGUGGUGCAUGAGGUUGGGGCGGCGGGGAGUGGGAUUGUGAGGGAUGAGAAGGCGUUGGACUCGGUUGUGAAGGUGUUCUGCGUGCACACUGACCCCAACUUCUCCCUCCCCUGGCAGCGCAAGAGGCAGUACAGUUCCAACAGCAGUGGGUUUAUAAUUGAGAAUCGCCGUGUGCUCACCAACGCGCACUCCGUCGAGCACCACACGCAGGUGAAGGUGAAGAAGAGGGGGUCAGACACCAAGUACCUGGCAACGGUGCUUGCUGUGGGCACAGAGUGCGAUAUAGCGCUGCUGUCGGUGGAGGACGAUGAGUUCUGGAAGGACGUGCAGCCACUCAAGCUGGGGUCUCUCCCGCACCUCCAGGACCCGGUGACCGUCGUGGGGUACCCUAUAGGCGGGGACACGAUCUCAGUCACAAGUGGGGUGGUGUCACGAAUCGAGGUGACAGCGUACGUGCACGGGGCGUCAGAGCUGCUGGGAGUGCAGAUAGACGCCGCCAUCAACUCGGGCAACUCGGGCGGGCCGGCGUUCAACGCGGCGGGCGAGUGUGUGGGGAUUGCGUUCCAGUCGAUGCGGGGGGACGAGGCGGAGAACAUCGGGUACAUCAUCCCCACGCCUGUUAUCAACCACUUCAUCUCGGAUUACGACCGCAAUGGGCACUACACAGGUUUCCCCAUCCUGGGAGUGGAGUGGCAGAAGAUGGAGAAUCCGGACAUGCGCAAGGCGCUGGGCAUGGAGGCGGGGCAGAAGGGCGUGCGGGUGAGGCGCGUGGAACCCACCUCGCCUGCCGCGCAGCUGCUGCAGACUUCAGACAUCUUGCUCUCCUUCGAUGGCGUGGCAGUGGCAAAUGAUGGCACAGUGCCGUUCCGCAAGGGCGAGCGCAUAGGCUUCAGCUACCUGGUGUCUCAGAAGUAUGAGGGGGAGACGGCACAGAUCAGCGUGCUGCGAGGAGGCAAGGUGCUUCAGCUGAAGGUGGAGCUGAGGAGGCACAAGCGCAUGGUGCCCGUGCACAUCGCAGGGCUGCCCCCGUCGUACUUUAUUGUGGCGGGGAUAGUGUUCACCUGGGUCACUGUGCCCUACUUGAAGGCCGAGUACGGCAAGGACUAUGACUACGAUGCGCCAGUGAAGCUGCUGGAUAAGCUCAUGCACCGCAUGAGGCAGUCGGAUGAUGAGCAGGUGGUCGUCAUCUCGCAGGUGCUGGUUGCGGAUGUGAACAUCGGGUACGAGGAGGUGGUGAACACGCAGGUGGUGAGCUUCAACGGGGUGCCAGUGAAGAACCUGCUGCAGCUCGCUCGCCUCGUGGAGGAAUGCACGGAGCCCUUCAUGCAGUUUGGCCUUGAUUAUGACCAGGUGUUGGUGCUUGAAACAGCUAAGGCCAAGAAUGCCACACCUGACAUUCUUUCCAUGCACUGCAUCCCAUCUCACUGCUCCAAUGACAUCAAGGAAGGCCAUCUGUCCACAGUUCAUUGGGAGGAGGCGUACGGGCUGCAAAAAGAGUCCCUUCUGCCCCCGGAAAAGAUUUCCCUGCCCGCUGACGUGGCAGCAGCUCCGCAUUUGGAGGCAUGCAGCGAGGUGUCGGCGCACAGACGGGCAGCGGAGGAGCGAGGACCCAAUGGGGAGUCCCCUGAGUGGGCUCGACCUAAAGACUGCUGCGGCUGCAACCCACAGCCGCCAUGGAUUCGCGGGUCCGACGCAGCCAAUCUGGGCAUGACACGUGUAGCACAGAGGGACAUCUGGGAGCACCAGUUCCCGCCCAAUCGGUGUGAGGGGCGGCGCCUGCUCAUUGCUCACUGGGCCUACAUCGCCCAUGGGAUCGGGUCGCAGUUGCACAUAAUAACGGCCAUUCUGAGCCUGGCCAUGCGCCACAACCGCACGCUGGUUCUCCAGUAUCCCUCGUUUGAUCGCGCCAAGCACGACGAGUGCAAUGCCACAGGAGCAUGGGGCACGUUCAACUGCUACUUCUUCCCUCUCACCUCUCCUGACUGCGAGGAGAUCGCCCUUAAGUCCAACAGCACCGGGGCGCUGCCGCCCUGCUGCACGCCCAGCACCAAGGAGGAGGUGCUUGCAUCGGACCACCCUAUCGUGUGCUUCCAUGGGGAGCCCUUCAAUGGGCUUCAGUUCGAAGCCAGCAUUGCCAGCCAGUGGGGUACAGCUUACCUGGAGCGACCCAACAUGAUAGAGCUGCAGGGGCAGGUGGAGAGGGACAAUCCGCAGCACAUCAAGGUGCAUUGGUGGCGCAGCCAAGCGCUGCGCUUCAUGCUGCGCUGGCCCUCGCCGUACCUCUGCCAUCUCACCAACCGCAUUCGCCACGGCGCCUACGGGCUCCGUGUUGCCACCCACACAGUGCAAGCCCGUGAUCGCAGCACCGCCCUCCUCCGACUCUACAUCGACCACCUCGCUGCUGCCUCCUCCUCCUCUUCACUCGCCGCCUCUGCUGCUGCUGCUGGAACUGAUGUGGUAUCCUCAACGCCUCUCCGCCCCCUCAGUCUCAACCACACCGACCCGUCUUUCCUUUCCUUUGCCGAUCCAUCCAUGCAAGCCCGGGCCUGGCCCGGGCUCGGCGUCGCCAGCUGCUCAGGCUCGGCAAGCUCGCCCGGGCCUGCACCUGGCUUCCGAGCCUAUCUGACGAGCCUGUACGAGAGGGUGGGGCGGGAGGCGUAUAUGCCUCGGCCGAUGGUGAGCCUGCACAUUCGGCAGGGCGACAAGGGGAGUGAGAUGAAGCUGAGCUCUUUCAACUCCUUCAUGUUCUAUAUGCACCGCCUCAGACUCCACGUUCCUGACAUCCGAUUCGUGUGGAUCAGCACUGAAAUGCAGGUGAGGCUGUCUCAAGCGCAGUUCAGGGAUUGGACCUUCUUCUACUCGCAGAGCAAGAGGCAGCACCCCCCGAACUCACUCUCUCUUCCCCCCUCCCCGCCCCAGUCUGUGAUCGACCAAUCAGCGCAGUUCAAGGACUGGACCUUCUUUUACUCGCAGAACGAGAGGCAGCUGGGCGACAUGCGGCUGAUCGACUACGAGAAGAAGGCUGGCAGGGCGCAGCUGGUGGGGGUGAGCUUUGCCAACCUGAUUAUCUCUUCGGAAUGUGACUACUAUGUGGGUGUGCUUGGGUCCAACUGGAACAGGCUGAUCAAUGAGAUGCGGGCCACGAGUGGACGGGUGUUUGCUGGGUAUGUCGCGAUCAACAAUGGUGAAUUUUAG
Closterium sp. Naga37s-1 is the source of this 4218-nucleotide messenger RNA. The record is from the annotation of a GenBank genome assembly. NCBI's taxonomy places the organism in Eukaryota, Viridiplantae, Streptophyta, Zygnematophyceae, Desmidiales, Closteriaceae.